AUGCCCGAAGAAAUGGUGGUGUUCAAGGUUGCUCGUAUCCAAACCACGCCUUACGAUGGCCAGAAACCAGGGACAUCCGGUCUGAGGAAGAAGGUGAAAGUGUUCACUCAACCUAAUUACUUGCAUAAUUUUGUUCAGUCAACAUUCAAUGCCCUUUCAGCAGAAAAAGUUAGAGGUGCUACACUGGUUGUUUCUGGUGAUGGCCGCUAUUUUUCUAAGGAAGCCAUCCAGAUUAUAAUUAAGAUGGCAGCUGCAAAUGGAGUAAGAUGUGUUUGGGUUGGACAGAAUGGUUUGCUGUCCACUCCUGCUGUAUCAGCUGUUAUCCGCGAAAGAGUUGGUCCUGAUGGGUCUAGGGCAUCAGGAGCAUUUAUAUUGACUGCAAGUCACAAUCCAGGUGGUCCCCAUGAGGAUUUUGGAAUUAAAUACAACAUGGAAAAUGGUGGACCUGCACCAGAAGGAAUUACAGAUAAGAUCUUCGAAAACACAAAAGUGAUAAAGGAAUACUUAAUGGCUGACUUGCCAGAUGUGGAUAUAUCUACAAUAGGCAUAACAAACUUCACUGGACCAGAGGGGCUAUUUGAUGUUGAUGUUUUUGAUUCAGCAACUGAUUAUGUGAAAUUGAUGAAUUAUGAUGCACUCAAUGGUGUUGCUGGAGCUUAUGCUAGGCGAACUUUUGUGGAGGAGCUUGGUGCACCAGAAAGCUCAUUGUUGAACUGUGUACCAAAGGAAGACUUUGGAGGAGGCCAUCCAGAUCCUAAUCUGACUUAUGCAAAGGAGUUGGUUGGACGCAUGGGAUUGGGUAAGUCAAGCUCUCAAGAGGAACCACCAGAAUUUGGUGCUGCUGCAGAUGGUGAUGCCGAUCGUAACAUGAUCCUUGGUAAAAGGUUUUUUGUUACUCCAUCAGAUUCAGUUGCUAUUAUUGCUGCAAAUGCUGUUCAAGCCAUACCUUACUUUUCUGCUGGUCUAAAGGGAGUUGCAAGGAGCAUGCCUACAUCUGCUGCACUUGAUGUUGUUGCUAAACAUUUAAAUCUGAAAUUUUUUGAGGUCCCUACUGGAUGGAAGUUCUUUGGUAACUUGAUGGAUGCUGGAUUAUGUUCAGUUUGUGGUGAAGAAAGUUUUGGCACUGGCUCGGACCAUAUUCGUGAGAAGGAUGGAAUCUGGGCUGUAUUGGCUUGGCUUUCUAUUCUUGCUUAUAGAAAUAAAGAUAACCUCAGUGGAGGAAAGCUUGUGACUGUUGAAGACAUUGUCCGCCAGCAUUGGGCUACCUUUGGUCGCCACUAUUAUACUCGAUAUGAUUAUGAGAAUGUUGAUGCAGGUGCAGCAAAAGAAUUGAUGGCACAUUUGGUCAAACUGCAGUCUGAUCUGGCCGAAGUUAACAAUAUUAGCUGGCACCAGUACUUUAAGAAGAUUCUUUUCAAUAUCGCUUCUGGUCCAUGUGUACAGGACAAGUAG
Thlaspi arvense is the source of this 1452-nucleotide messenger RNA. NCBI's taxonomy places the organism in Eukaryota, Viridiplantae, Streptophyta, Magnoliopsida, Brassicales, Brassicaceae. The record is from the annotation of a GenBank genome assembly.